AUGAGGAUUGGGUGUAGAGCCAACACCCGUGUGUCCUGCAGAAAUGAACAGGGAGAUCCUGUGGACUGGUAUAUUUUAUAUAAGCUCCCCUCUUUUGGAGGUGACAAUGGGCUGGAGUACCUGUACAUGGAUGGGAGUACUAAUGGCUGGGUAUAUGGGAAAAAACCCAUUGAUGAUCAAGAAAGUGCUGUGGCCCAAACUUUAUAUCCGGUCUUCAUUCACAAAAGAAGAAAGACAGAGAGCUUUGGAUAUAUACUCUACAAUGAUCAACCUCCAAAGCCAUUUCCAACUGCUUCCUCAAAUUAUGGACACAGUAAAGGUAUUUUGAUGAUGGAUAGAGAAACUGGGGUGUGGAUAUCUCACAGCACACCCCACUUCCCAGGAACCACAAAAACAUCCUUUUGGCCUGCAAGUGGAUUUCACAAUGGACAGACAUUCUUCUGCGGGACAUACAAGUACAGUGAAUUCAGGAACAUUGCUGUUCAACUCCAAUACAUUCAUGUUUUCCCAUUUGACUUUCACAUCCCUAAAACAUUCUACUUUGAGCUUCAGUGUGUUGCUCAUAGAACCUGCUAUCCCAGAAAGGAACCUUGGUUUAGGCAACUGAACAUGACAUCCUUGGCAGGAAACAAAUUUGUCAGCUUUGCAAAGUAUUCAAGAUUUGGAAAUGACCUUUAUUCUGGUUUGUUGGAAAAGUAUUUGGGUGAUGCCAUCUAUGUCAAAAGCUGGGGCAGGAUGCAUCGUCCUUUACCUAGUAACUGCACUAUUGAGCACGAUGUGUUCAAUGUGCAAAUGGUGCAGCUGCCUUCAUCACAGUUCUUCAGCAUCAAUGUGGAUCACUCCAAGUGGUGCGUGACCGUGAGAAAAGCCCCAAGACCCUGGACCUGCAUUGCCGACAUGAAUCGAGAGGUCAGCCAGGAGAGCAGGGGUGGUGGAGCUGUGUGCACAGACCAACCUGAUGUGUGGAAGGCCUUCGUCAAUGCUGUCGACAUGUAUGAGCCUUGCCCUUAG
Molecule: messenger RNA, 1011 nt
Organism: Megalops cyprinoides (Indo-Pacific tarpon)
Lineage: Eukaryota; Metazoa; Chordata; Actinopteri; Elopiformes; Megalopidae
Product: deoxyribonuclease-2-alpha-like
Exons: 7
Coding region: 1-1011 (336 amino acids)
Biological process (GO): apoptotic DNA fragmentation
Molecular function (GO): deoxyribonuclease II activity
Source: RefSeq, a predicted model, not a curated record